Molecule: messenger RNA, 5891 nt
Organism: Caenorhabditis angaria
Lineage: Eukaryota; Metazoa; Nematoda; Chromadorea; Rhabditida; Rhabditidae
Source: the annotation of a GenBank genome assembly
AUGCUAGGUGGAUUUAGAAGAUUUUCAAGUUUGGCCAAUAAUUUAUAUAGUCAUUUGGAUUUGAAAGCGGAGCCGGAAAAGGUUGGUUUUUUUUUUUUUUUGAAAAAAUCAAUAAAAAUUCUGAAAUUUUCAGGUUUUAUUCAUUGAAAAUGCGCGGAAAAUGAAAUAUGGAGAAUUUGUGAAAAGAGCUGGACAAUAUGCGACUGCUUUGACUGAAAAUUAUAGCAUCAAGGUAAUUUUUGAGCUAUGACGUGGCAGAUUUUGAAGCUUUAAAAAUUUGUAUGGAUACUAAAAUUAUAGGAAACUGUAAAAUUUAUAGGAAAAAUUUGAAACAGUGAAAUAUUUUCUAUUAUUCAAAAAUUAUUUUCUGAAAAUUCCGAUGGUCUAGAAUUCCUAGUAGGUUUUCUAGGCCAUAAGGAAUUUUGAGUGAGCUAGAACUUGAACACGUCAUAACUCAUAUUCAGCAGGAUCCUGAACUAGACCUCUAACCCAAAUCCACAUUUUCUUCCAGAAAGGUGAUCGUGUAAUGGCUCGUGUAUCAAAAUCAAUCGAUACAGCUGCUCUUUAUAUUGGUUGCCUUCAAAUUGGAGCACUUUAUAUUCCAGUCAAUCCAGGUUAUACUGAAUCAGAAGCUGCACAUUAUAUCAAAGAUGCUACUCCAAGUUUAUUAGUUACUUGUAAUGAAGAAUUGGAUAAGGCAUUUAGGUGGGCUUUUUUAAGGGGAAAUUUGAGAUUUUGUCCGAAAAACCUGUGAAAAUUUAUCCAAAAUGGAGAUUUAAAUUUUUCCACUGUUUCAAAAAAAUUAUAAGAUACAUUGAUUAAUUUUGAAAUUUAGUACUUGAGAAACAUAUUAUAUAAAAUUCCCCAGAAAAUUCACUGUUCCAAAAAAUUUUCAAAUAAAAAAUCAAGCUCAAGUUGUAAUCUCAAAAAAAUUUUCCAAUGAAAAAUCAGAUUAUGAAAUUUUUCACUGUUUCAAAAAAUGUAUAAGAUUUUUCGAUUGAUUUUGAAAAACUUGAUUUCUCAUAACUUACUUUUUUGAAACAGUGAAAAAAUUCAAAGUUCAUUUUUGGAUAUUUUUUUCGGCUUCUAAUCAUUAAUAAUUAGUUGAUAUUUAUCAAAAUUUUGAUUUGAACCAUCUUAUAAUGUUUAUGCUGUAUAAAAUUCACUGUUUCAAAGAAUUUUCAAAAAAAACAUCAAGCUGAUUUUAUUUGAUUCAUUCGUGAGCUGCAAUUCAAUAAAAAUCGGGAUUCUUGAGAUCUGAAAAAACUCUAAAAUUCAAAAUUUAUCCUGAAAAAUUGCUCAAAAUUCAAAUUUGACUUUUUUCACUGUUUCAAAAAAAUUCAUAAGAUAUUUUUAUUCUCCAAAUUUUGGUUGGAAAAAUUGGAAUUUUGGAAUAAUCUAGAAAAAAUCAGAAUUUUCUUCGAAAAAAAAUCCCUCCAGAAAAUUCACUGUUUCAAAAAAUGUUAAAAAUUUAUAAAGAUUUUUCAUAAAUUCCAAGAAUUUUCAAAAAUCAAAGUUUUUCAAAUCCAAAUUCCAAGCCUAAUUCUUUCCAGAAAUCAAAUCUCUGUUAUAAAUGAGUCCAAAUUAUCUUCCGAUGUUUCCACCCUCAAACCAUGCACUGAAAUCGAACACGUCGAACUCCAAGAUCCCGCCUCAAUUUGCUACACUUCUGGAACUACCGGACUUCCAAAAGGCGCUAUUUUGACUCAUAAAAUGCUCAUAAAUAAUACAAAUAACCUGGUGAAACAGUGGAAUUUUACAGAUAAUGAUAGGUAUGUCAAUGGAGCGAACUUCAACAAAAAAUUGAUUUUUUCUAGAAAUCUCCACGCUCUUCCAUUCUAUCAUGCACAUGGGCUAUUUAUCUCAUUCCUAUGCUCAAUUUCCUCACAUUCAACUAUUAUUUGGAGACCUAGAUUUGAUGUUGAAGAUACGAUUCAGCAUCUCAAAACAUCUACAGUGAUGAUGGGAGUUCCAACAUUCUACAGUAGACUUUUGAAUAGUCCCAAUUUCAACGAAGAAGCUUUUGGGAAUAUGAGAUUAUUUUUAUCCGGAUCUGCUUCACUUUCAAGUGCGAUUUUUGAGAAAUUCAAGGAACACACUGGACAUGUGAUUUUGGAAAGAUAUGCGAUGACUGAAGCAUUGGUUAUAACAACUAACCCAUUAAAUGGGAUCAGGAAGGCGGGAACUGUUGGACUUCCAGUUCCAGGAGUCGAUUUACGAAUUGCUACGAAUUCAAAUGUAAUUGAGAUUAGAUCCCCUGCAAUAUUCGGGGGAUAUUGGAAGAAUCCAAAAAAGACGGCUGAAGAAUUCACUGAAGAUGGUUGGUUUAAAACUGGAGAUGUUGGAUUUGUUGAUGAAGAUGGAUAUUUGACGAUUGGUGGAAGAUCAAAAGAUAUGGUUAUUACUGGUGGAUUAAAUGUUUAUCCGAAGGAAUUGGAAGAUUUUAUUGAUACGUUGCCAUUUGUUGAAGAAUCGGCGGUUAUUGGUGAGAGCAAUUUUGGGGGAGAUUUGGGAAUUUUUGGGAAAAAAAUUAGGAAACUAUUAUUUUCAUAUCAACAUCACUAAUAUAUCAAAAAUCGUUAUUUCUAAUUCUUCAUAUGAAAUAGUUGAAACAGUGGAUUUUUGAACAUCAUGAAAAUUUACUGUUUCAAAAUUUUUGGCUGAAGCUUGGGAGAUUCCAAUUUUCGAUGAAUUUCUCAUAGUCAAUUAUAAUUUGUUUUUAUAAGUUAAUAUUACUAAUAAUCAUUUCUUCUGAUUUUUCAAUAUGAAAUAGCUGAAACAGUUAAUUUUUGGGAAUUUUAGAUCAACGGAAAAUUUUACGUUUCAACAAGUUUAUAUGAAAAAUUUGGUUCAAAUUGUAAAUGAUGCAAUUUCAAUGUGCAUGAAGAUUUGAAAAGCAAAUUCAUAUUUCCAGAUUUCUGAUGAACCUAAUGUAAGGACUUUCGAAAAAUUCAAAAAUCUUUGGAAACUUUUUAGAAUUUAUCAAAAAUCGUCAUUUUUGAUUUUUCAAUAUAAAAUAUUUGAAACAGUGGAUUUUUGAUAAUCACCUAAUAACUUGACAACAUACCACGCCCAGGGUGAGGCAUUUGCACGGCGCCAAUAGAAAAAUACGGCAAUUCACCUCGCCAAUUUGAGAUUUUCUUCAAAAAACGGCAAAUUUUUGCUUGUUUUUCCGUAAAAAAGUCGUAUUUUUCAGUCAAAAAGGUUGUUUUCACCUCGCCAAAAUUUUCAAAACCCACAACGCCAAUUUUAACAGUUAAUUUGCACGAAGUUGGGCGUGGUAUGCUUGACAAUUAAUUUAAAAUUUCGAAUUCGAAAUUUAUUGAUAAAAAAAUCACAAUUUCAUCAUACGUUUGUUUGGAAAAACUUCUAGAUCUCGCAUCCAUCAAAAAGCGUUAUUUCUGAUUUAUAAGAAUUCAUACUAAAUAGUUGAAACUGUGGAUUUUUGAUGACCAUAAAAAUUCACUGUUUCAACAUUUUUAUAUGAAAGUGUUGAUUCAAGUUGUGAAUAGUUUCGAUAUUAACAAAAAACGUCAACACUUGGUUCCCCAGAAAAAAAAUGAAAAGAUUUUGGCACGCAAACAGAAAAUUUCUGGAAAAAUUCACUGUUUCAACAAAUUUUGAUUCAAGUAGUGAAUAUUCAGAUUUUGAUUCCUCUGAGGGUAUAUAAGAUAGGUUAAAAUUGAAAAGUUGCCGGUUUUUAACAAUAUUUAUAAAAAAAGAAAAAAUCAUCGCAAAAAAAUUAAAAAUAAUACUUUUAUCCAAGAUACAUAAAUUUAUAUUUUUUGUUAUAAAUCCAACAAAAAUAUAAUGAAUUUUUAUGGCCGAAUAUGUUUUUGUAAAAACCAUAUAUUUUUAAAAGAACAAAUUCUGAUUUUCGAAAAAUAACGAUUUGCGCCGAGCACAAAUCGUUAUAUUUUAAUUUUGGAUGUGCGUGGUGAAAAUUUAUUUUCUAACGUGACCUUUUAUUUUCUAAAUCUGACGAUUUGAUCCGAGCUCAAAUCGUUAGAUUUUGAAAAUCCAACCGAAAUCAUUCUUCAUAUGUUUUUUGCAUUUCUUAACACAUGAUAAGUUUUCAAAAACCGUUGUUGUCAUUUUCCAGGACCACACCAAGAAAUUUUUGAGACAUAUUGCCUCAAAAAAUACGUCGAGAUGAAACAAUUUCAAAAAGAGAAAUGACUAAAUCCAACGAAAAAUUAUACGUGUCACACGUUUUCUGGUUGGGUUUCGCCAUUUCUCUUUUUUUGAACUGAUCCAUCUUAUCCGUUUCGAGACGAGAUGCGUUAAAAUGACUUAUGGAGUUGUUUUGGGCAAUACAGACAAUUAUAAAAGUUUGUAGAACAUGCUAUGGUGCCCAUGAAUUGUAAAACAAAUAUAAACAACUUUUUUUUCGGAUUUUCAAAAUCUAACGAUUUGAGCCAGGAUCAAAUCGUUAGAUUUUAAAAAUAGAAGGUCACGUUUUUAGUCACAAAUAAUAUUUUUUUUUGUUUUCAAAAUAUAACGAUUUGGGUUGGGAUCAAAUCGUUAGAUUCUGAAAAUAAAUACAACGUUUCUAAUUCAAAUAAAAUAAACUGAAAUAUUUGCCUAUUUUUAAUCAAAAGUACAGUAACAUUUAUCGAUUGAAUAUUUUCAUUGAUUUUCAAAUUUAAAGCUAAUGAUUUGGACAGAUAUUUGAUUUUUCCGUCAAAACCGGCAACUUUUCAAAUUUAACCUAUCUUAUAUGCUCGAAAAAUUUCUGAAAACCAAUUUUAGCAUCAAAUUUAUAUUUUAUAUUUUUAUAUUAUAAUGCUCAAAAAUAACCAUAAAUACUCGAUGUUUCUGAUUUUCCAUAUAAAAUUGUUGAAACAGUGGAUUUUCGAAAAUUUUAGACCGCCAUAAUAAUUUACUGUUUCAAAAUUUUAUCAUAAAAGUUUUGCUUCAAUAGUCAAAUGAUGAAGCGUUGGCAUGUGAAACAUUUAAUUUUAGGAACCUGAAAAUAAGAAUUCAAAAUUUAAAAAUUGAAAAUUAUUGGAAAAACCCAGAAUAUCAAAUAUAGCAAUUUCUGAUUUUUUAUAAAAUAUUUGAAACAGUGGAUUUUCGAGAAUUUUAGAUGAUCGGAAAAAUUCACUGUUUCAAAAUUUUAAUAUGAAAAUGUUGAUUCAAGUAGUAAAUAAUGAUUCUCACAAUUUUUGUUUAAAAAAAUGUCCUAGGUCGAAUUUUCAAUAGCUCCAACGAUGUUGGAAAAAUUCAUAAAUCUUAUUCGGAAACUUCUGAAAAUUGACGAAAAAUUGGUUUAUUUUUAGAUUGAAAUUUUUAUGGACUUAUUAUUUUUUAACUCAAAACGGAUCAAAAAUCCCUAUUUCUAAUUUUUUAUACAUUUAAAAUUUUUGAAACAGUGAAUUUUUGAGAAUUUUAGAAGACCAGAAAAAUUCACUGUUUCAAAAUUUUCUUAUGAAAAUUUUAGAUGAAGUUGUGAAUAGUCCAACCGGCACUUUAUGUUUAGAAUCCUAAAAAUCAGAAUUUCAUGAGAUUGUUGGAAUUUUUUCAAUUUGAAUUUCUCUGGAACUCCUCUUAAAAUUCAGAAUUUUUAAAUAUAAAAUUUUUGAAACAGUAGAUUUUUGGGAAUUUUAGAUGACCAGAAAAAUUCACUGUUUCAAAAAAAAUAUUUUUUUGCAGCCUCACCCCACCCAGAUUUUGGCGAAGCAGUUGUUGCAGUCGUUGUACCAAAUGACAAAUCAGUAAAUCACAAAGAAUUCGAGCAAAAACUGAUUGGAAUUAUGAAGAAAAAAGUGGCGAAUUACAAAGUUCCAAAACGUGUUAUUCUACUCGAUUCGUUGCCAAGAAAUCAUAUUUCGAAAAUUCAGAAAAAAGAGCUUCGUGAAGCUUAUAAACAUCUUUUUUCUGGAGAAUAA